AUGAGUACUGAGACCGUGAAUGAACUCAAGAUGGAGCUCAGAGAAUCAGUUGGAGGCUUCAUAAACCGUGCAGAGUUUAUUUUCCGUGACAUCAAUAUCACUAAGGGUACUGAUAAAUUAGAUCAGUUAAUUAAUAAGGUUCUUUACAGAGAAAAUAAAUGGGUAGCGUUUUUAAGAGGUUUAGAAGAUUAUAAAGCAAGAAUGGAGAGAGAAGGUACUCAUCCAGAAUGGUCAGAAAUGUGCAAUAUCAUAAGAAAAGAUGACAAAGUCGAACCUGGAACAGAUCAACCAUUAAAGCUCAAUUCAUCGCAAAGUGAAUCGAACAAGUAUGGUUCUAUUCGGGAACAGACCAUCUAUCAAAGCACAAUUCAUCGCAAAGUGAAUAGAACACCUGAGACUAAGAAUUUUAAGAAGAGUGAAGGCAUAAAUGCUAUAAUUGCCAAGAAGAAGGACAUAGAUUCGCCCAGUGCCCUAAAGGUAAAGGAGGUAAAUCUCAAUAAUUUUAAUGUUGAAGCAGGCGAGCAAGAUUCUGGAAGUCUUGCUAUGUAUGUACGAGUAGGUAAUCAGUGGGUGCAUGCAUUAAUUGAUACUGGUUGUAAUAUUAGUUUAAUUAAUCCGAAGUAUACAAGAAAGAAAUUCAAGGGUAUUAAAACUUCUGCAAGAAUUAAAGUACCGGCUGGGAAAGAUGCGAAGGACUAUAAGGAGUACAUGUCAAAUUAG
This is a messenger RNA of Dictyostelium purpureum, 720 nucleotides long. RefSeq lists its product as uncharacterized. The transcript is spliced from 2 exons. Bases 1 to 720 code for a protein of 239 amino acids. The record is from RefSeq and is a predicted model, not a curated record. Lineage: Eukaryota; Evosea; Eumycetozoa; Dictyosteliales; Dictyosteliaceae.